Messenger RNA from Sordaria macrospora k-hell, 1497 nucleotides. NCBI's taxonomy places the organism in Eukaryota, Fungi, Ascomycota, Sordariomycetes, Sordariales, Sordariaceae. The record is from RefSeq and is a predicted model, not a curated record.
AUGGGUCUCUUUUCGCGGAGGGAUAAGGCGCCGAAGACGGAGGCGCCGACGCUGAGCGCAUCGCAGUCAAAAUCCUCCCUCACCUCGGGUUCGUCCAGCAUCAAGUCUCCCGGUUUUUCUACUUCUCGCAUCCUAAACCGAACAUCAGCCGCCACCAUGAGCAGCAAUCCAGGAACACCGCCCUUCUCUCCCGGCCUCAACCCGGGCGUCCCCCGGAUCGACAUUCCCAAGCCUCCCGACCCGCAGCUCGACCCUGUUGGAUACCUCAGGAGCCUGGGCGCCGUCCGUGAGCGCUGCAAGAUCGUCACCGAGAAGGCUCUGCGCAAUGAGCUUAACCACUUUGAUGUCGACAUGCACAAGUUUGAGGACGUUGUCUCUUUUGUUGCCAAUAUCAUCAAGAGAGACUAUGACGCUCCUUUCACGUCCAUUCCCGGCCACGGCCGUCACCAGCACUUCGCCAUCGGCGGCCGUGACCGCAUCGCUCACCUUCUCUCCACAUUCCCUGAAGAUGUCGACAACACGGAAAAGUGCAAGCGCAUGAUCGAUCUCUUCCUUGUCAGUGUAUUGCUAGACGCCGGUGCGGGCACCCAGUGGAGCUACAAGAGCAACGAGAACGGCCGGAUCUACAGGCGAUCUGAGGGCAUUGCCGUUGCUAGUUUGGAGAUGUUUAAGACUGGUCUGUUUUCUGGUAACAAGAACAACAAGUACCAGGUUGACAAGGAUGGCCUGGCGAGCCUCACCGUCGAGAAGCUCGCCCAGGGAUUGCAGUCUGGACCGGGCAACGAGAUGGCUGGUAUCGAAGGCCGCGCUCACCUCCUUAUUAGGUUGGGCCAGGCUUUGGAGGAAAAGACAGAGUUCUUCGGCGCGGACGGCCGGCCUGGAAACAUGCUGGACCACAUCCUUGACCACCCCUCGACACAGGCAACGAACGGCUUGAUUGUUCCUCUUCCCGUCUUGUGGAACGUCCUCAUGAGCGGCCUUGCUCCUUCCAACGGUGUUGCGCCCUGGGAGAGCAUUCUUCCCUUCCACAAGCUUACCCAGUGGCUUACUUACUCGCUCAUGCAGCCCAUGCAGAGUAUUAUGAAGAUCCAGUUUGCUGGCCAGGAGCUUCUUACUGGUCUUCCCGAGUAUCGCAACGGUGGUCUGUUCAUCGAUCUCGGUGUCCUAACAUUGAAGAAAGAGGAUAUGGAUCGCGGCUUGGCACAUUACACCUCGUACUGCGAACGUACCGGCACCAAGGAGAACGAAGUGGCACCCAUGUUUGAGCCCAGUGACGAUGUCAUUGUGGAGUGGAGAGGCGUCACUGUUGGCUUCCUCGACAAGCUUUGCGUUGAGGUUAACAAGGCCUUGGAGAAGGAGCUGCAGGGUAACGAGCUUACCCUUGCUCAAAUGUUGGAGGCUGGCAGCUGGAAGGGUGGCCGUGAAAUCGCCGAAGUCAGCCGACCAAACACCAAGGAGCCUCCUAUCCUUAUUGAUAGUGACGGCACCGUAUUCUAG